This is a messenger RNA of Anopheles funestus (African malaria mosquito), 2280 nucleotides long. RefSeq lists its product as uncharacterized. Lineage: Eukaryota; Metazoa; Arthropoda; Insecta; Diptera; Culicidae. The transcript is spliced from 4 exons. The record is from RefSeq and is a predicted model, not a curated record. Bases 491 to 1045 code for a protein of 184 amino acids.
AUAGAUCAUUACGAAAAUACCAAUCAAAACAACAGACGAUCAUUGAGGUAAGGAUUUUUUUUCUUUUCGGCUUUUUUUGUUGUUUACGCAACGCCACGAGUUAAACGAUGAAAGUUCUCAUCAUUUGCCCCCAAGCAAACGAUAGAUGGGAAACCCUUUUCACUGCUUAUUUUUCACUCACCAACAAACCAUUCUUCAUUGUUAUUCUUCACAUGUGCAAAUAAACAACUCACAGCGACGCGCAAUACUGAGUCCCGCUGUCUAGGUCAUGGAAAACCCGUAAGAUGAAAACAUGCUGGAACUGAUCAUAUUGCUCUUUGACGGGUUCCAUACGGUUAUGAUCGUAAAGGAAGGGAAGGUUUUGUUGUACUGACACGAAGAUCGAUACGAACGUUCAUUCAGUCUUGAACGAAUCUUCUCCCUGGCUAGUGUUGUGUGGUGGAUAUUCAUCUAAAAAUUUUAAAUAAUUACCUGUGCAACAGUAUUUAAAAUGUGUUCCGGUGCCACAUUCAAAGCGUUGGGCUAUUUUUACGCUGGCUGCAAUUUGUUCAUGUCAAUCAGUGCCAUUAUGAACGCGAAUCGUGUUAGUCAAAUUAUCGGAUAUGAUAAUUGUACCGGUGGCAACGACACAUCGAAUGAAGAUGACAGCAACAUCCCGUAUCAAACGUGUAAUCAAUUCACAUAUGGCUUUUUAGUGGCCGCUAGUGGGUUGGAUUGUUUCAUGUCAUUCGUUUUAAUGGUGGCAAUUUUUACGCGGAAGUGUCUUCUCCUGAAGCUGUACACACUACACCUGUGGUGCCAUAUGUCAUUUUGUUUCUACUGCUGGUUGGCCAUCCUGCUCGCGUUCCGUGGUGCGGUCACCUCCAGCACCCUGCUCUCCGUGUGGGGUGUCGUGUUAAUACUAGCCAGCGUUUACUUCGCGAUGGAGGUCUGGAUAACGAGGGGAGCCUACGAAGCCAUUCGGCAGGAACAUGCUAAGCAGAUACAGGCAGCGCAAAGUAGCACCGGUAGCGUGCUGCUGAGUAUGGGUGGAUUUAUCUUCUGAGAAGUGUAUCAGCUUCAAUCCUUCGUCAGUACCAGGCAAAGUGGUCGAGUACAUGAGUGAAGCUAGGCAGGAACGUACACGCGUGAUGAUAUACGACAAAGAUGGUAACACCGUACACAUCCGCUUUGAGGUUGACUUAUCCGUUCUUAUGUACACGCGUAUAUGUACCGGUUCUAGGUGCGGUGCAAUGGAUGAGUCAAUAAAUUGAAUUGGUCCUGAAGUGGUAAAGCGCGUAUGCAGUGAAGCGUUCUUAAUGAGAAACGGAUUGAAACGCAAGAUAAUAAAGUAUGAAUCUCUUGUUUAUGCGUUUUUGCAGGUUAGUAAAACAGGAAUGCUGGUAGGCCGAAAGAUUAAUUUACAGAAACCGAUAGUAAUCCGCGUAAACAAUGGUAUUUUGGCAUAUUACAGUACAACAAUAUUGUAGAAUAUUUAUGUUUUUCUAUAUGUUAAAAACAAACAGUUUUGGUGUCGCUGAAUAAACAAGAAUUUUGUUUAAAUUGUUUUCAAUAAAACUGACAGAAUUUAAAAUAAUGUUUAUAAUAUUAAAUUAGUUUCAUAUAAUAUUCUAUAUCCUACAUUUCAUAUUUAAUUUUCUUUAGUUUAUGAAAGAAAUUUCCGGAGAAAAAAAUCAAUGGAGACGCCUGGUGUUCUAUAGAGACGCCUAGAGUUCAAUGGAGACGCCUGGUGUUUUAUGGAAAACACUGUUCGGAAAGUACACAAAACCCCAUCCCUAGUGCAAUCAAAAGCUAUUUCGGGGCUUAAAUUCCCCCAUUAUCAUUCCAACCACAUCGUUAGUGUAAAAACAUUUCUAUCGUCCAGCUGACUUACAAGAGUUGACAAUAAGUCAAUGAAGAAAGGAAACGAAAACAAGUUUGACAACGUUUCGUUAUACGAAUUCGGCAGCGCGAUGUUAUCCAUUACGACAGAUAGCUACUUUCCAUACACGUUCAUUUGUAUUCAUAUCCUUUACGGCUUUGUUAGGCCGUUUGCCGAAACCUCAACACGGGCACAGCAACAUCUCCUUCCAUACAUGUUCAUUUCGACAGAUCGUACUUGCUGAUGGUAACCUGAACGAAAUGAAAGUCAUACCAUGGAGAUUACAGUACCUAGGCACGAUUCGAAGCGUUUAAAUAAAUUCAGCCGUCUGUAACUGAUUGCAAAAGUGGUACGGAAGGUGGAGGUAAAUUCGCACCAACGUUCGUUCGCCGAUGAACGGGAUCAACAUUUCAAUAGGA